Molecule: messenger RNA, 762 nt
Organism: Dovyalis caffra
Lineage: Eukaryota; Viridiplantae; Streptophyta; Magnoliopsida; Malpighiales; Salicaceae
Source: the annotation of a GenBank genome assembly
AUGGCUUAUUCAGGCUCUGCUUUGAGAACCAUCUCUUCUGCUACUUCUGUGAAAGCAGCUGCAGCAAGAUCACACACUAAUGGUGUUGUGCCCAUCAAUCCAUCACUCUUGUCUUUCAAGCUGGCUCCAAGCACACGUCUCCUCACAAAAACUUCAAGCUUUGGCAACUUCUCUGUCGCCAACAGAUCUUUCUCGUGCAAGAGCCAAGCUGCUUCAACUGAGGAGUCAAGACCCACCAAAGUUCAAGAACUGAGUGUUUAUGAGAUCAAUGAGAGAGAUCGUGGAAGCCCUGCUUAUCUUCGUUUGAGCCAGAAAUCUGUGAAUUCUCUUGGUGAUCUUGUGCCUUUUAGCAACAAACUUUACACCGGAGACCUCCAGAAACGGAUAGGAAUAACAGCAGGAAUAUGUGUGCUGAUACAAAACAAACCGGAAAAGAAAGGUGACCGGUAUGAGGCAAUCUACAGCUUCUACUUUGGUGACUACGGUCAAAUUUCAGUGCAGGGAUCUUAUUUGACGUACGAGGACACGUAUCUUGCUGUGACUGGUGGGUCGGGUAUUUUUGAAGGGGCGUACGGUCAGGUUAAGCUGCAGCAGCUUGUGUUCCCUUUCAAGCUGUUUUACACAUUUUACUUGAAGGGUCUCAAGGAGGACUUGCCUGAGGAGCUGCUUGGGAAGGCUGUCGAGCCCAGCCCUGCGGUCGAGCCCAGCCCUGCGGCUAAGGCUUGUGAGCCAAAUGCUGUUAUUGCUAAUUAUACUGAAUAA